AUGGAGCGGAGGCCGAAUUCUGGGGCGAGGCCCGACAGUAGGGAUCGCAGACGGAUGGUACGCUUCCGUACAUCGCUGCGCAAUACGGUGCUGGAUGUGAUGAAGCGUCAAGGCGGCUGGAUCGAGACAGAUAGCGAUCUAGAUUGGGACCUACACUGGGCGGACGUGGGUUGGAUCCGGGAGAACUUGGAUGCCUUCACUCCGCUUCAAGAUCACCAGCGUAUCAACCACUUUCAGAACCACUACGAGCUCACACGCAAGGAUUUACUGGUUAAGAAUCUCAAGCGCGUUAAGAGGCAGCUCGAGCGCAGUGGUAACGUGGAGUCUCAACGAGAAGCGGAGCUAUACGACUUCUGGGCGGCGACGUUUGUUCUGCCUCAUGAAUAUGGCAUGUUUCUAGAGGAAUUUAAGCGUACACCAGGAGGUAGAUGGAUCAUGAAGCCUGUAGGCAAGGCACAAGGUCGUGGUAUCUUUUUGUUUGAAAAACUGAGUGAUAUCAGCGAGUGGAAACGAGAUGCCUCUUGGAAAGGUGACGGAGGGAUGCAGGCCAAGACAGCAGACACGUACAUUGUGCAGAAGUACGUCGAGUCACCACUGUUGCUGGGCGGUAAGAAGUUCGACUUACGGUUGUACGCGUUGGUGACGAGCUUCUCGCCAUUGACGUUCUGGAUCUAUCGCGCCGGGUUCGCCCGCUUCUCCCACACUCGCUACUCUCAGAGCAAAGGUGAGAUGGACAACCUCUUCAUGCACUUAACAAAUGCGUCGGUGCAAAAGAGCGCGGACGACUACAACGAACGUCUCGGCUCCAAGUGGCCACUUCACAGUCUCAAGAUGUUCCUCAUUAGCAAGUUUGGUCAGGAAGCUGUCGACCGCUUGUUCCUCGCGAUCCAGUCGCUCAUCACACGCUCACUGCUGGCUGUGCAGUCCACGAUAAUUCAGGAUCGACACUGCUUUGAACUGUACGGGUAUGAUGUGCUAAUUGAUAGCGCAUUGAAGCCGUGGCUCAUCGAAGUCAACGCCUCGCCGUCGCUGACUGGCGACUCGGACGCUGACUACGCGCUCAAAGCCAACCUCAUACAGCAUACACUCGAUGUUGUGGACCUGGAACGACGACGUGAGGGCGAUGAGCUGCACGUCGGUGGCUUUGACCUUAUCUGGAGCAAUGGUAGUGCUGUGCCCAACGCCAAACCGAACGGGUACAGCUCGUACCUGGGCUGCACAUUUGAGACUAUGGAUGUCCCUGAAAGAAAAUGA
Phytophthora nicotianae INRA-310 is the source of this 1254-nucleotide messenger RNA. RefSeq lists its product as hypothetical. Gene Ontology annotation, cellular component: cilium. The coding region runs from base 1 to 1254 and encodes 417 amino acids. The transcript is spliced from 5 exons. Gene Ontology annotation, biological process: protein polyglutamylation; microtubule cytoskeleton organization. NCBI's taxonomy places the organism in Eukaryota, Oomycota, Peronosporomycetes, Peronosporales, Peronosporaceae. The record is from RefSeq and is a predicted model, not a curated record. Gene Ontology annotation, molecular function: tubulin binding; tubulin-glutamic acid ligase activity.